CGGCGCGUGCGCGUGCGCAGCCGAAGCGGAGCCCAAACGGAACUUGAGCUGUGUCGCAGCCGAGCCGAGUGGAGUAGAGCCGGAGCUGGUGGCACCAUGCUGUCACCCGAGGCGGAACGGGUGCUUCGGUAUCUGGUGGAGGUGGAGGAGCUCGCCGAGGAGGUGCUGGCGGACAAGCGGCAGAUUGUGGAUCUGGACACCAAAAGGAAUCAGAACCGGGAGGGCCUUCGGGCUCUGCAGAAGGAUCUCAGCCUCUCCGAAGAUGUGAUGGUCUGCUUCGGGAACAUGUUCAUCAGGAUGCCUCACCCUCAGACGAAGGAAAUGAUCGAGAAAGAUCAGGAUCAUCUGGAUAAAGAAAUAGAGAAACUCCGCAAACAACUUAAAGUGAAGGUCAACCGCCUCUUUGAGGCCCAAGGCAAACCAGAGCUGAAGGGUUUUAACCUGAAUCCCCUCAACCAGGAUGAGCUUAAAGCUCUCAAGAUCAUCUUAAAAGGAUGAAAUUCAAGAAAGGAUGGGGGACCUAAGACAGCACCCCCACUCCCACCCACCCUCACGGUCAUGGAGGACCCAGGAUUCCCACUUUGAGACCUGCAAGGACAUGGUCCACCCUGCCGGAAGAUGGGCGUCAGGAAUCUCCCCAUGAAAAGCCUCUGUCUGUGGGGAUUGGCUCUUUGAUGGCAGCAAGGAGCCCUCUGCCUGCCAGUGUCUGGUGGCUCUGACUGCUGGGGCUGGAUGGACACAAGCCCCAUUGAGAGGCCCUGGCAGCCGCCAGUGCUGAGUGGAGGCAGUGCCCGUGGGGGCAUGAGAGUGACCGAAAGAGGCACUUUUCACAAGGGCCUGCUGUUCAUAUGGGCCUGGACGUCGGGGAGCCUCAUUCCUGCAUUCCUCUCCAGGAGAGCGGCGUUCUCGGGUGGCACGCGCUGGGAUUGGAAUAAAGCAGGAGGCUCGCAGGUGGCUUCUGGAUGAAAGACAGAAUCUUACUGCUUUCUAGUUCACCAAGCCAUCUGAGGGCCACACAUACCAUCCCCCCAGCACUGCCUCCACUUCGGCCCCUUUUCCCCCUGCUUGCCCCGGAUGGAGCCCAGAGUGGGGGAGUGGGUGCUGCUUACCAAACUCACCUGCCCUUGAGUCAAGAAGGCCUUGCAGAGUCCCACACCACGCAUGGGUGAGGGGGCUGCCUCUACCACCUCUGAAGGCAGGCCUGGGUCAUUGUCACUCACGGUUCCCUCCUGCCUUCGCUGGUCUCCGGUCCUAAUGGGCUAUGAGCAUGGUGUCUUUCAUGUCAUUGAGGGCUUAGUAAAUGUUUCCUAAACGAA
Molecule: messenger RNA, 1316 nt
Organism: Suricata suricatta (meerkat)
Lineage: Eukaryota; Metazoa; Chordata; Mammalia; Carnivora; Herpestidae
Gene: PDRG1
Product: p53 and DNA damage regulated 1
Exons: 5
Coding region: 97-498 (133 amino acids)
Biological process (GO): protein folding
Cellular component (GO): prefoldin complex
Source: RefSeq, a predicted model, not a curated record